Messenger RNA from Vanrija pseudolonga, 1320 nucleotides. RefSeq names its product Homoserine kinase (gene THR1). Gene Ontology annotation, biological process: L-threonine metabolic process. The record is from RefSeq and is a predicted model, not a curated record. Bases 85 to 1170 code for a protein of 361 amino acids. NCBI's taxonomy places the organism in Eukaryota, Fungi, Basidiomycota, Tremellomycetes, Trichosporonales, Trichosporonaceae. The transcript has 3 exons. Gene Ontology annotation, molecular function: ATP binding; homoserine kinase activity.
CGACUCAAUCUCCCAACUUUUUAGUUGGUAUCCUCCUAACAUCCUUCCUUCCACUGUCUCUCCCCUAUCUCUCUCCGCACCGCCAUGUCGUCGCCCGUGAAGAAGUACAAGAUCCACGUCCCGGCCACGACGGCCAACAUUGGCCCCGGCUUCGACGUGUGCGGCAUCGCCCUCUCGCUCAGCCUCACCGUCCUCGUCACGAUCCCAACCGACGGCAAGGGAGACGCGAUCCCCGUCAUCUCGUACACUGGCCUCGACUCGGCCAACGUCCCGCUGUCGCCCUACAAGAACCUGCUCACCCGCGUCGCGCUCUACGUGCUCCGGAGCAACGGCGUCGACUCGUUCCCUCCCGGCGUGCAGAUCCACGCGCACAACGAGAUCCCCUUCGGCCGCGGUCUCGGCUCGUCGGGCGCCGCCGUCAUCUCAGGCGUGCUGCUUGGCAACCUCCUGGGUAACCUCAACCUCCCCACCUCGCGCCUCCUCGACUUUGCCCUCAUGGUCGAGCGCCACCCCGACAACGUGACGGCUGCGCUCGUCGGCGGCUUUGUCGGCUCGUACCUCAAGGAGCUCGCCCCCGAGGACCUCGAGGCCGCGACCGUCCCCCUCGCCGAGGUGCUGCCAGAGUACCCCCCUGACGCUGGACCCAACUGGGGCGAGCACCCUCCCAAGGCGCCCUACGGCAUCGGCCACUACGUCCGCUUCGGCUGGGCACCAGAGAUCAAGGCGAUUGCCGUCAUGCCCCGCUUCGAGCUGGCCACUGCCAAGGCUCGUGGCGUUCUCCCCAACGAGUACUCGCGCAAGGACAUUGUCUUCAACCUCCAGCGCUUGGCUGUCCUCACCACCGCGCUCUCGCGCUCGCCUCCCGACCCGGAGCUCAUCUACGACGCCAUGAAGGACAAGCUCCACCAGCCCUACCGUGUUCCUCUUAUCCCUGGCCUCUCCGAGAUUCUCGAGAAGCUCACCUACCAGACGUACCCUGGCCUCCUCGGUAUCUGUCUGUCGGGCGCCGGCCCGACCAUCCUCGCGCUGGCCACGGACAACUUUGACACCAUUGCCAAGGAGAUUGAGAGGAUAUUCGGCACGCACAACAUCGAGGUCGACUUCAAGACUCUCACCAUUGACACCAAGGGUAGCUGGGUCGAGGAGGUUGCUGCCGACGCCACCAUCUAAGCGUCGAGGGAUGUACACCCAUCGCCAUCUUGCACAAAACGAGAGAGAGAGAGCGCCAACUGGCGAGUGUUGUAGGUUGAAAGUUGUGUCGCGGGGGACUAGAGCCAUAUCGUCAUAUCGCCUAGAGAUGCAUCACGGCAUACAAUGUGG